AUGUCCCAAGCUGAUGAGGCAGUAGCUUCAUCAGCUCAACCAUCUCCAGCCCCAACCGCAAGCAUGGCCGCUGACCUCGAAGAGAUUGUGAUGCCGACCAACUUCACCGACAACCCAAAAGAGAUCCACACCGCUCGACGCCACGUUCAACGCAUUGAAGCCGUUGUCGGCGAAAAGCCCUGGGAGUGCCAGAGCCAGAGCUAUGACGCAGCUGGGAUCAAGGAGUACCUCCGUGAGAUUAUUCUUGCUCGUCCAGCACGCAGUGGUGAACCGAAGGCGCUUCGUGGGAGCGAUGUGAAGGCCGCCAGGGAGCACUUUCAUGUACCCAAGGGUAGGCACCUGGGUCGAAGUGCUUCAAAGCCUGCUGCUCGUCGGGAAGAUGAGAAGGAGAUUGCCUCUGGUGGUGAGGGGAGCGGCGUUCCGAAUACCAAGCUUCAUCCCGAUGCCUCGUCUCAGCAAGAGAUUGACGCGACAGAUGACGAUGAUGAUACUAUCGCCCAUGAGCAUCCACGUCAAGGGGGACUCACAAAAGUCUUGAGUGCCAUCAAGUCCCAGGCGCACUCAGAUGCAGCCCUUGAACACAAUGAGCCUGGCGCUGUCAGUGUUGAAGCCUCCAGCAUCGAAAACACCAUCGUGAUAGCUGGUCCUACUUCACCCGAGACAGCUCCCACAACACCCUGCCCGCCCCCCCAAUCAAAUCAUAACAAGCGCGACCGUUCUCUCUCCUCGACGCCUGUCAACCCGCCCAACAAACGUGUCUGCAACGCGGUGGUACCAUCUCAGCAACCUCUGGAGUUGGCCGCUCAGACAUCUCCCGUGGUCAUCGAUCAGAGCAAUAACGACAACUACAACUCCGCGCUCGUCCAGGCCACCGAUGCCUACCACCAUCACCUUGCACUGCAUGUGCAAGAUGUCCGGAAGCAACAUGGGGACUGCCUCAUGUCUGUCCAGACCAAAACGCACCAGAUUAAUCACGAGCUGCAACUCCACCAGCCCAGUCUCGAGGAUCACCGACUCGCCCAAGAGCACUACCCCCAGGUCGAAGCUAAAGUCGAACAUCUUCGAAAAGACAAGGAGGAACUCGUGGCUGCAAGAAAGAACCUCGACGACUCAAAAGAUGUCUUGAUGAGAGUCUCAGCCGAGAACUUCGAGGGCAUGGAGAAGAGCUUGGUGGCUCAAUGGGCCGCCAACGCCAAUGCUCUUCAGGAAGCUGAGAGCGAACUCGGUGCGGCUCAGGUGAGACUCGAACUGACAGAAGACGCUGCCCGCCCUGCUCUGGAGUUCAUGAACGAGGCAAAGCCUCAGCUUCAGGAGCAGGAGACAACUGCUGAGAGGCUCGGUCUGUAUGUCGCGCACGCCGAGUUUGUUCAACUCGUGGUCCGGACUAGUCCUUCGGCCAUUGAAUCCCUUGACAAGUAUCUCCAGGAGAAUGGGUUGUCGCUCCAUGAACUUCGUGCGGUAAUUGAGCAGGGCUUACAGCCCACUGAGGUGGAUGGCCAGCAGCCAGAUGCAGCCAUGACCUGA
Molecule: messenger RNA, 1524 nt
Organism: Fusarium redolens
Lineage: Eukaryota; Fungi; Ascomycota; Sordariomycetes; Hypocreales; Nectriaceae
Exons: 3
Coding region: 1-1524 (507 amino acids)
Source: RefSeq, a predicted model, not a curated record